CUGUCUUCUGUCCCGAAAGUGACGGUCGAGAUUCGAACUUCGUGGCUGCCGAGCGCCUUUGUGACGUCACCAGUGUUUCUUUUUCUGCACACAACGGGGCCGACAGACGGUCACGACUGAAGUCGCACUGCUGGUUUGGGGCUUAGUGGAAUCGAGGUUAGGGUUGACUGCGACCGAACAUGUUCACUUCAGACUUGAUCGAGCCUGGACCCGUCUGAGGUGCUUAAGUCGACUUUGUACCUGCAACGUGAAUCGCGCGAUCUGUCUGGGUUGAUAAUGUCAAUGAAGUAUCAAGAGCAUGAGGACAAAAGCAGCAUCUCAGCUGGCAGGCAUGGAGAACUGCUGUGUCCUGUGCAGACUCCCGGACGAUGACCCAAACCUGUUUGGAGAAAAGUUCACCGUCACAGAGGAGAACAUUUCAGUGCACUACUUCUGUCUGGUGAGUGUGAGCGAGCGGAUGUCCAAGAGCAUCUGGACUGUGGCUGACAACAGAGAGCCAUCCGUAUUGAGCUGACCUCCAGCGGUGUGUACCAGCGUGGCAAGGAGCACGAGGGCAUCGUGGGCUUCAUGGUGGAUGACAUCAAGAUGGAAGUGCGCCGCUCCUCCAGACUGAAGUGUGUGGUGUGUAAGAAGACAGGUGCGUCGGUGGGGUGCAACAUCAGGAGCUGCAGGAAGAUGGUUCACUUUCCCUGCGGCCGCAGCCACAGGUUCCUCUCCCAGUUCACCGGACUUUUCCCGUCCUUCUGUCCAGACCACAGUCCCACCCAGACCAUGAGCGUCACCUCUGAGCUCAGCCUGCCCCAGACCUGCUCAGUCUGUUUGGACUCCCUGGACCCGGUUCUGUCCUACUCCGUGCUCAAGUGCCCGAGCUGCCAUGGCAGCUGGUUCCACCGAGACUGUGUGCAGCACCAGGCACUCAGCGCUGGACUCUUCUUCUUCAAGUGCACUCUGUGUAACAACAAGAAGGAGUACCAGGAGGAGAUGCUGAGGAUGGGCAUCUACAUCCCCGAGAGAGAUGCAUCAUGGGAGUUGGAGGCCAACGCGUACUCGGAGCUGCUGCAGGUUUACUCCAACUGUGAUGCUGAGACUUGUGUCUGUCGCAGCGGACGCUCGCACUCUGCAAAGACCGGCUGGUUCCAUGUCGUCCGCUGUCUCCUCUGCGGCUCCACUGGGACCCACAGGAAGUGCUCUGGACUGAGCCUGGACACCCAGGACUGGGCCUGCAGUGACUGCUCCAAGGCCACAGAUGGGCAAGCUUCCCUAAUGGCGUCUCCUCAAGGUCAAUCCAGGGUCAGUCUCCUCACCAAACGCCGUCUCUCCUCCUCCCACUCGCCUGUCACUUCCAAAAGAGCGGCUCUUCCUAGUCCUGCACCUAGUCCCAGAUCUUACAAGGAGGUCCUUCAGGCUCUGGCUGUUCAGCUGCUCUCCGAUCAGGAGGCGGAGACGUGGAGCGAAGUUCUGGUGGAGAGCAGUGCUCUGAACGCAGGUCUGGAUCUGGUGAGGCGGCAGGGCUUCGACCCCACACACCCGCUGUCAGUCAGGUUCAGAGACGAAGCUCGGACUUCGUUUCCCAGCAGCCCCUGGCUGAGAGUGGCCGCUCGUCAGCGGUUCUUGGAGCAGCUGGUGGGCCAGAUCCAGAACUCGGCCGUAUUUGAGGGUCCCGAGGGAUGCAAGAGCCUGCGGCUGGACUCCAGAGCUCUAGCUGAUGACCUGUACUUCGACGUGGGUUGCCUGCUGGCUCUGGCUCUGGUCCAUGGAGGUCCUCCCCUGGGCUUCUUCUCCAGCGCCCUCUUCCAGUGUCUGUUUAACUACCCGCCCAACUGCCCUCUCAGCCUCAGUCACAUGACCCCGGGGACGGCCUUCACCAAGAUUGUCGCCAGGAUGAUGAAAGCAGACUCCGUACAGCAGCUGCAGAGAGUUCAGAAGGAGAGUGUGCUGUAUCUGGAGCUGGCUGGAUGCAACCGUCCAGUCAUGACGCUGGAGGACAGGGACGUCCUGGUGGAGGACCUGGUUAGCUUCACGCUCAUCACCCGCAUGCAGUUGCCACUCCAAAGACUCCGGGAAGGUCUACAAACCCUGGGUGUGUUUCAGAAGGUCCAGCUCUUCCCAUCCUGGUUUUAUGGAGUCUUCUGCAACUCCUCACUGCAGCUGUCGGUCGAUACUUUGAACAGACUCUUCCACGCCUCAUUCUCGGCCCAAACAGAACUUCACAAGCAGGAGGAGGUCGUGCAUGAGUUCUGGAGAUGCUUCCUGCUGGACUGUGAAGUCGGCCGCAGCUCCGUCACCCUGCAGGACGUUCUUCAGUUCUCCACCGGGACAGAGGUGCUCCCUGCCAUCGGACUCCUCCCCGUUCCACGCAUCUCCUUCCUUGACCCGGCCUCCUGCAGCUCCUCCUCCUCCUCUUCUGAUGGGGACCAGAGGGAGCAGGGGCUCUUCCCACAGUGUCUCCCUGGAUCCAACCACCUCCAGCUGCCCCUCACCACGUCCUACCGGGCUUUCAAGAGCGCCAUGGAGCAGGCAGUCAGCCACCGUGUCCACUUCCUGCCCUCCGACAUGUAGACUCGUGACUAUUUUCCUGACAUUCGCUCGUUUGGUUUUUUGUAAGUGUACACCCUUUUUUACACCUGGGCCAAGUUUCACCACACCGCGGCGCUGCUGAAGUGAGAAUCCACUCGUCUUGCCACUGCAAAUGACUAACUUGGUUACAUGAACACAAGGCACAUGUAAGACCUGUGGGUCGAAGGGCUCAGUCUGGUGUAGUUUGGAUCCAAGCACAAGCGGAAACGUGACCUCACAGCUCAUACGUACGGAACGUGGACAGGAGCUCGACUUCAGUGUUAAGGACGUGUGAAUGAGCUGAGGUCUGCGGUCGGCUUCAUCCAAAGCCCUCGUGUAACUGGGCUACAGCAGCUCUACUCUUGUCAGUCAUCUGUUAUUUAUUUUUGUUGGCUUCUCAAGUGUAUGUGCCCCUUCUCUUCCGCUGUCUCUGUUUUCUGCGCAAGUCUAAUAAAUGGAAA
Molecule: messenger RNA, 3017 nt
Organism: Synchiropus splendidus (mandarinfish)
Lineage: Eukaryota; Metazoa; Chordata; Actinopteri; Syngnathiformes; Callionymidae
Gene: g2e3
Product: G2/M-phase specific E3 ubiquitin protein ligase
Exons: 17
Coding region: 568-2559 (663 amino acids)
Cellular component (GO): nucleus
Molecular function (GO): ubiquitin-protein transferase activity
Source: RefSeq, a predicted model, not a curated record